ACAUUAUGAAAUCGUGCGCGCGCAUUGCGCAGUACCAACUUGGCUGCUGUUGAAACGUGUGCCAAAAACUAACAAGCACCCAAAUUGUGUGCCUUCAGUUUAAAGGGAAAGAUGGCGGGUGUCCUCGCUAGGUGUACUCGAAUACCGAGGAGGCAGUUAGGCCUCGUCGGAACAUUCCUCAACGCUCAGCAGCCCAAAACUUAUUCGAAUGCUCCACCGGAGGGAAAGAAAGUUGGAGGAAAUCUAUCUGACGAGGAUAGGAUAUUCACCAAUCUUUACGGUCGUCAUGACUGGAGGUUGAAGGGAUCGCUGCAGCGUGGUGACUGGUACAAGACGAAGGAGAUCCUGGACAAGGGAGCAGACUGGAUCAUAAACGAGAUCAAAGUGUCCGGUCUUCGUGGUCGAGGCGGCGCAGGUUUCCCAUCUGGCAUGAAAUGGUCCUUCAUGAACAAGCCGUCGGAUGGUAGGCCCAAAUAUUUGGUGGUCAACGCAGACGAGGGAGAGCCAGGGACCUGCAAGGACAGGGAAAUCCUGAGGCACGAUCCUCACAAGCUUGUCGAGGGCUGCCUUAUCGCAGGGAGAGCUAUGGGUGCCUGUGCUGCUUACAUUUAUAUUCGUGGGGAAUUCUACAACGAAGCAUCGAAUCUCCAGGUCGCGAUUGCUGAAGCCUACCAAGCUGGCUUGAUCGGCAAGAAUUCUUGUGGAUCGGGAUACGACUUUGAUAUCUUCGUUCAGAGGGGAGCUGGAGCAUACAUUUGUGGUGAAGAAACUGCUCUCAUCGAGUCCAUCGAAGGUAAACAAGGAAAGCCCAGGCUAAAACCACCCUUCCCUGCUGAUGUCGGACUCUUUGGAUGUCCCACUACAGUGACCAAUGUCGAGACUGUCGCUGUUUCACCUACAAUCUGUAGGCGCGGUGGCACCUGGUUCGCGUCAUUCGGUCGUCCUCGUAACAGCGGUACCAAGUUAUACAACAUAUCCGGCCACGUGAACAAUCCAUGCACAGUUGAGGAGGAGAUGUCGGUGCCGUUGAAGGAGCUAAUCGAAAAGCACGCUGGCGGCGUCAUCGGAGGCUGGGAUAAUCUGCUGGGCGUCAUUCCUGGUGGAUCGUCGACACCGAUAAUCCCAAAAACAGUCUGCGACGAGGUGCUGAUGGACUUCGAUGACCUCGUCCGCGUCCAGAGCUCCUUCGGAACCGCUGCCGUCAUCGUCAUGAAUAAGCAGACUGAUGUCAUCAAGGCCAUCGCUCGUUUGAUCAGCUUCUACAAACACGAGUCAUGCGGACAAUGCACUCCUUGCAGAGAGGGUAUCAACUGGAUGUACAAAAUAAUGUGGAGAUUUGUCGAGGGUAACGCGGAGGAACACGAGAUCGAUAUGUUGUGGGAAAUAAGCAAGCAAAUCGAACUUCAUACGAUUUGCGCGCUUGGCGACGGUGCCGCGUGGCCGGUUCAGGGGCUGAUCAGGCACUUUAGACCGGAAAUUGAAAGUCGUAUACAAAAGUUCAAGUGCGUGGCUGCAAAUUAAAUGUAUCACAUGUAUAUUAAAACAAAAACAGAGAGUCGCGCGUAACUAGAUCAAUUAAAAAUAAAUAAACCACAUGAAGAAACACUGAUAUAAACACCGAGAGAGAGAGAGAGAGGGAGAGAGAAUACAAGAAAGAAUAAGAACAUGAAAAAAGGAGAAUUAUUAUUAUUAUUAUUGUUAUUAUUUUAUUGUAACUUGUGAUGUGUAAUAUUUAUCUCUUUAAUGUAUAAAUUAUUUUCAACAAAAGAAGAGAGAGAGAGAUAGAAAAGUAUAAAUUGAUAUACGAUCGGUGAAUCGAAAUUUACAUAGAAACGCGAUUGCGUGUUUGAUUCUUCAGAAAACGUGCUACGAAGAUUAAUCCAGUGUGUAUAGAUAUCAAGUUUAAAAUCUCGGCUGAACCACAUUGGGUACAGUUUGAAGUACAUAAAAUUGCAUCCAGCGAAAUGGGAUGAAAUAAAAAAAGCAAUGUAGAUUUGUACGUGGCAAAAUUUCAAAUUUGAUGAAACUAUC
Messenger RNA from Neodiprion fabricii, 2031 nucleotides. It is a transcript of the gene ND-51, whose product is annotated as NADH dehydrogenase [ubiquinone] flavoprotein 1, mitochondrial. Lineage: Eukaryota; Metazoa; Arthropoda; Insecta; Hymenoptera; Diprionidae. The transcript is spliced from 6 exons. Gene Ontology annotation, biological process: mitochondrial electron transport, NADH to ubiquinone. The record is from RefSeq and is a predicted model, not a curated record. Bases 112 to 1521 code for a protein of 469 amino acids. Gene Ontology annotation, molecular function: NADH dehydrogenase (ubiquinone) activity; 4 iron, 4 sulfur cluster binding; NAD binding.